AUGGAGUCAGCGACUGACAGUGGCCCGCGUCUGGCGUUCAAUUCCAGCUUCGACAAUGUGACGAUCGUGGACACGUCAACGGCCGCCAUGAACGUGUCGACGAGCUUCGCGUUCGCUCUCAAAUGUUUGGAUUUUUUCAAUUUUUAUUACCUUGCCGUGAUCAUCAUCUUCGGCGUGGUUGGCAACACGUUGAACUUCCUCGUCUUCACGCGCACUCACUUGAAAUUGCGCAGUUCCAGUUACUAUUUAGCAGCGCUGGCCCUGGCCGACCUGGGUUUUCUCCUAACAUUAUUGGUCGUCUGGUUGAACCACGUCGGAGUCGACUUGUUUAAUCGCCAGGGCUUUUGUCAAGCCCUUGUCUACGGCAGCAGCGUCUGCUCUUGUCUCAGCGUUUGGCUGACGGUGGCGUUCACCAUCGAGCGUCUCAUCGCCGUCCAGUAUCCACUCCAGCGGCCGUACAUGUGCACCGUGCGGAGAGCCAAAAUUAUCAUCUCGGUCCUGACGCUGACCACUCUCACCUGUCACGUCUAUUCCCUGUUCACGGCCGGCAUCACCGAUGGCGGACCCGAAGGCAAGUCCACCUGCGACCUCCUGCCAGACUACUACCGGUUUAUGCACGUUGUCAAUCUCCUCGACACGGUCCUAACACUCGUCAUCCCUUUCAUCCUCAUCGUCGUCAUGAACACGCUCAUCGCCAAGAAUCUGAUCGUCUUUAGCCGCACGUUCAACCGCAAGAAAUCGCCGCGUUCCAGCAACAACGCAUCGGCGCAACACAUCCAAAUGAAGACGAUCCGGCUGACGGAACACUGGCAAGAGCGUGACAGUGGCCAGGGAUCCGUAUCCAAUCCGUCGCACCACAGCAACAACAACAGUAAUGGCAAUUUACACGCCCAACAACUGGCCAGUUCGGUACCGGUCGAAGCGGCCUCGACCAGCGUCAGUAGCCCUGGACAUUUGGAACGAUCGACAGCCAAUGCCGUCCUGUCCGGCGGAUGUCCUUCCGUCAACAAAGUCACGGGCAAUCAAGUAGCUAUCCAUCAGCAAGCGGCUCACGAAGCCAGUCACGACGGCCAACUCUGCACCCAAGAAAAAUUGCAGUACCGCAACAUCUUAUCCAUACGCAUCCAGUAUUCAAUUACGAAGAUGUUGCUCCUCAUAUCUACCGUGUUCAUCAUGCUUAAUCUUCCCAGUUACGUCGUUCGACUACAAGUGUUUAUCAGCGAAGUUUCCGGCUCCAACUCGGAAGUGAGUUCCACUGCCUGGCUGCUUCAACAGUUCUUUAUGCUUCUCUACUACACCAAUUUCUCCAUUAAUUUCCUACUUUAUUCCACGUGCGGUACGACGUUCCGACAUUGUUUGUGUCGUCUGAUACGGGACAAACGCGACGCUAUGCGACGCUCCAUCAUCGGGAUACGAUAUCGUUACACGGGUUCUAACCAUCCACCAUAUCCGUGAAAAGACACACACACAUUGUACGGUAAAAAAAACCCAAUUGGUCCAUCAUUAAGAGGAGAAUCGACGGUAUCAGGCCCAGCCUCACAUUUCAAACGUCAUCUGAACAAUGUAUUUUCGUUUAAUGGGCUUUGUUUCUCCUGGACGUGAUUUAAAGCGACAAUGUGAUAAAUGGCGGUAGGAAGAGGGUUGAGAACAAAUGGUUUCCUAAUGUGUUCUUUCACUUUUCACGCAAAACUUUUUCAAAGUGACGUCAUGUUGUCGUUGUCUAUUUGUUACGCGGUUGCCGCACCCAAUCUUCCCCUAUUGGCGAAUGGUUAAAAACGCUGCCCAAAAGACCGAAAAAACCAAGAGAGAAUAAAACAAAUAUACAUAUACCAUUCCCCCCCCCCCCCCGUGUCGGCAUAGUUCAUAGUCAAAACAACAGUUUCAAAUCUUUUUGUCAUGUUCCUCUUCAAGAGCCAAUGGUCUUUUUGCUACCUCACGCCAAAUUGUUGAGCUAAACGUUUGAUGUUCGACUGCCAGUCCUUGUUCGGCAAAAGACAUAUGUUGGUGUGUAUCAACAGCUUUCAUGUUGAAUGUUCCUCAAAGUCCUCCCAAAUGUGUAAUCCAGGGAGGACAAAGCUCACCUUGAAGAUACGAAUAAAAGA
This is a messenger RNA of Daphnia carinata, 2102 nucleotides long. RefSeq lists its product as uncharacterized. NCBI's taxonomy places the organism in Eukaryota, Metazoa, Arthropoda, Branchiopoda, Diplostraca, Daphniidae. The record is from RefSeq and is a predicted model, not a curated record. The transcript is spliced from 5 exons. Gene Ontology annotation, molecular function: G protein-coupled receptor activity. Gene Ontology annotation, biological process: G protein-coupled receptor signaling pathway. Gene Ontology annotation, cellular component: plasma membrane. The coding region runs from base 1 to 1455 and encodes 484 amino acids.